Molecule: messenger RNA, 10047 nt
Organism: Paramuricea clavata
Lineage: Eukaryota; Metazoa; Cnidaria; Anthozoa; Malacalcyonacea; Plexauridae
Source: the annotation of a GenBank genome assembly
CUAAAUUUACUCAUGAACUUUGAAAACGGCCGGCAAGAAUUUAAACCUAUAAAAACAGCCUACAAAAUUAGGCACAUUCUUUGAACGUCAAUUCGAACCCUGGAAGAUAUGACUUUUAUCUUCGAGUUCUGCAAACAAUAUUUUACGAACGAGCGAAUGGAGUGAGUAAAAUAUUGUUUCUAACACGAGAUCCAUGAUUGUUCAUUUAAAGAUAAAAACGUCACGGAUAUCACUUUUACCAAAUUCAAUAUAAUAAGGAGGAAAGUCUGUUUUUUGUAAGUAACAUUCUACUCCAUCAACCUACAUGGCUUCAUAUAAAUGAUGAAUUAACCACAUUCAUUUUAUCUUGCCGUGUUUUCCAUUUUUGCCUGUGGUAACAUGGCCUUCUAUAGUUAAGACCCCCAUGGGUGCACAGAUGUUAAUUAAACUAAAGUUAACACAAACUAAAAAUACUGCUCAUCUGGAUUUUUAGCUUGAAUGGUUCCUUUUGAACACCAGUGUGUUGGAAUUUUUGAACCUGUUAACUUUGUCAGACUUUUGCUUCGUCAAAUUUGAACCUGUUAACUUUGUGAGACUUUUUUACUUCAUCAUGCAAAUUUGGCUGUUUUGAAUCACAUCUAUGUGUACCUAGGGGGUUAAUAUCAAUGAAUGCAAUAAAAAUCUAAGAUAGUAACUAACUUUCAAGACAGUUUUGAAUCGAUUGACAUUCUCAGAUUUUCUAUGACAUGGAGUGAUUUCUUCGUUUAUUGAGCACUUAAAUUAUGAUACUGUAGACCAUCCCUAUAGUAUGCUACACUAUUUCACAAUAACAAUAUUCCUGUUUCCUAUGUAGAGUGAUAUGAGUAAGGAAGGUUUAACAUUAAGUGUGGAACAUGCUGUGGGAACAGGUAUGGUAAUGUGUAAUAAGUUCUUGCAUAAUGGCGGGGCAGCAGCACCAGCCUGCGAGUGACUCACUUGAGAUGAAGGGAGUGAGCCUGCGCACAUGUCUUUAAAAAAUGUUAUGCCCCCUUCCAAGCUCUCGACUUUCGAAGGUCAACUGUCAAGAAAUGAACCAAUAGUAGCAGACAAAAAUGUAAACAAACUCGGUGCAUGCUUUUCUCUGCAUGAGUAUAAAUAGUACUAGCUACAAAUAGAACUAGAAGAAACAAAAUGUGAUAUUGCAAACAUGAGGUAUAUGUAAUGGAACCCCGUUAUUGGAGAUUUUAUCUCUGUGUGGUCAUUCCAGCCAUUGUGUGUAAUUUAUAGUUAGUUUAUAUCUUUAAUAAUGGCGUUAAUUGUCAUGAUAUCAUUAGGCAGAUUAAGAAUUAAUAUUCAUUGUUUUUGAAAAUUCAAACCCUAAUUUAUAUGCUAAUUGCAUAUAGUAUUGUGUUCAAUUGCCAAAUUAAAUAGAAUCACGAAUGCAUGCAACCCCCCCCCCCCAAAAAAAAACCCCAAAACUUUUCUUCUUUUUGCGUGGUUGGUGUUGGCGCCAAGUAUACUACGCGAGAACACGCCUGUUUAUUUACUACUCGCGACGAGUGUGCGCUACGUGCUGGCGCGUUGCUGAGGUUGAGACUUAGAUACCAUUUUUUCUUAUAAAAUAACUGUAAAGAUCUCCCAUGAUUGAUUACUAAACAUUUUGCUGUUGAAUACUUAAUGUAUAUUCUGAUAUUUGUUCAAAUAAUCGCUUUCUUCCCUUGCAGGAUCGGCAUUGGAUUUUCGAGAAAGGUACGUGUCAUGCCUUCCAUUGUUUAUAUAGUAUAGAACCUAAAAUAAACUUCUGAAAAUUUGACAACUCUGAUUCUCUGAAUAGAAAAUGUUAAAGGUAGGUAGAGGUUUUGCAGCUGUCGCGAAUUUGUUUCAACACUAAAACACAGUACGAUAGUUAACUUGUAUGUUUUUAGGCCCCAGUACAGGUGGUAACCGGAUUCGCUUCUCAUAACAUCAAGUUUAACUGUUACAGGAAUAACACUUAAAAUUGCGAUAAUAUGACAAAAUAAAACGAUCAUGUUCAAGGAGGAAAUGUUGUGGGCAGAAAUUACUCCUUGACAGUAUAUGUUGAUGUCGUAAAAAGCGAAUGCGAUAUGGUCGUGACAAAAGUCUAGUGUAUAUCACAGACUAGUAUAUACAUACAGUAUUAGGAAACUUGAUUGAAUAAUAUUACGGGGGGUGAUGACAAAUAUAGCCUGGUAUAUGGCCUAGUGCCACUGAUGGUGCCAAUCCGUAUCUGGUCGUUGCUUAAAAUGUCCGAAGUGCUUUAAUUUUGCUUAAAAUGUCCGAAGUGCUUUCAGGGUGUUAGUCAGAAAAAAAAGUUUUGUCUGUUAAACGGAAAUUGGGAAAGUUUUUUUGACCGAUUAAAGUCCUUGUGUAGGAAUAAAUAGUGUUUUUUUUUCAACGUGUUUCUCCUUAGAUGCAAACAACGGUAGCUUGGUUUUGUACAUUUCAUUUCCGGUGAAUGAACACUGAAAAACACGGAUGCACACUGAUUACACUUUGUUUUGUACAUUUCAUUUCAGUGAAUACGCACCCAAUAUAGAAAAUAGUUAAUGGGAAAAAGUAAAUAAAACGUUCUUUGAUAUAAUAAUAUAAAAUCAAACGCAAUGCACUUUCUCAUCAGAAAAAAUGAAAAUCUUCCAAUAGACCCAGUUGGGAAAGCCCCUUAGCUACUUCAAUUGGGAAGAGUCCGUUAAACGGACAGUAUAUGGGCUAGCUAACACCCUGGCUUUAAUCUAUGGGUAAAAAUCGAAAUUUUAGGCAUCAUCAUCAUAGGUUUUUUGUAGAUGGAAUUUUCCAACGUAAAGUAAUUUCUGUACACUUUUCAACCUGACCAGGAGCAGUUGCAAAAAUAUUUAUGCAACUUUAGACCUGCAGCCUUCCAGUUUUCGCAACUGCUCCUUAAUGUUAAGUUUAAAAGUGUAUAGAAAUUUACGCUCGAGUUUUAUCUGCAAAACACAUUUACCAUACAAUUUAUGUCGUUUUGCUCAGAAUAUUUUUACAUUAAUUUAUUUUAGAGGACAUAUUACCAUAAGAAGUACUAAAGGAAUCUUUGGAAUUUAUAAAGACAAUGAUGAAUUAGCAUCAAAGGAAUUUCAAAAUUUGCUGCAGGUUUUUUGUUUCUCUAUCAUUUUGUUUCUCUAAACAGAUGCUCUUAGGGCCUGUUAUAUAUGGUCGUAAUAAUAUGGUCUGUACACAGCCUAGGAGAGAUCCAGGCAUAUUUCUGGCUAGCCGGGAUGAGACUCUGCUCUAAACAUGCGUAUAUCUGUUUUCUUGAAAAUCAUCAUGCCAAGCAAUGUCAAUAUCUUAACUGACUCAACAGUGUAUUUUGUCCAUAAAAUGCCCCAUCCUUACCAGGCUGCUUGGGAAAUCAACGUCCCAUCUCGUUUAGCCGGUAUCAUAUGAGCAGACACUUAUUAGGGACAUUUUAUAUUUGACGUAUAGUGUAUAUCUCUUUCGCAGUUUCAUGUUUAUUCUUCGUCCAAAACCACGCCGGCACAAGCACCUAUUAAAUAGCAAUGAAGUCGUGUGAAAUUAUCAGUAACGACAAGAGGACUUUUUGACCAACAUAACUGUUCAUCUUCACUAAUUAUGUAUGCUAACGUAUGGGAUUACUUCAGUAUCUUGUUUCAAAUUAUGCUCGAGUUUGACGAAUAUGUGGAAAUAAAAGAUACUGUACUGUACAGUAGUUUGUGGUGGGCUCGAUCACAUUAUUUUGGUUCAUUAGCAUGUGUUAAAUGUUUUAUAUGACGUACAUUAUAAUGAUAUAUAUGGACCAAGAACUUCAGUCAUUAGGCCUAUAAGAAAAUGCUCCCCGUAAUUAGUUUAGAUAUGGUUAAUUAAAUAUACACAUACAUGUAUAUAUUACAUUGGUAUUAAGUAGUGUCCUAUGGCAUGGACAGUCACGCGUUAAUGACCACGUACAAGCCAUGUCUACGUGAUAAACAUUACUAAUUAAUGUAGAGUAUCUACGUUUAAGAUAGUGUUUAAACGAGUUUGGAUUACGGAAAAUGUCAGGUUAGACUUCUUUCGUUCCAAAUCUUUACAACACGAUUGUAGUAUGAAGACUGGAAAAUGUUAGUUUUACAGAGUUUACUUUGAAGGAUAUAUCUUGACGUAUCGCUCAGUCUAGUACGACCAUGACUCACAAACGACACAUAGUUAUCGAUGUUGACGUCAAUGUAACUAAACAAUGAUUUGAAGAGAUACACCAAGUCUCUGACUUCUCGAUCAUAGGUUAAUGGUUGCAUAUCUAAUGCUAAUAACCGUUCUCUGUACGACAGUUCGCCUCGCUUUGUCAUUGUUAUCCACCUUUUCGCUCUUCUUUGCACUUUUUCAACACGUCUUGAAAUCUGGACGCUGUUAACCGGCGACCAUACCUCUGUAGCAUAACACAGCUGGGACUUGACCAACGGUAAAUAUAAAGUUCGUCUGGCUUUCAUGUCCAUCAAUUUGGUACAAGUUCUUUUAAGUACGCCUAACAUUUUGUUUUCCUUCGCGACGAUGGUGUUCGCGUGAAUGUCCCAGGAAAGUUUUGAUGUGGUGAUAAUUCCAAGAUCUUUUUCGCUAUCUACUCGAGUCAGGUUUUGGCUCCCAAGAGUGUAGUCAUGCAUGAAUGAUAGAAUUUUUGUUUCUGGUGAUGCUGAGAACUUUGCACUUAGAGACGUUGAAGCGGCGGUUGUUUUCCAUAGUCCGGCAGAGAUUGUGAUUGGAUAGGGAGUGUUGUAAGGACUAAGUCCAAUGCUCUGCCAACUGAGCUACGAGGUCAAAUCUGUUCGAGUGUGUGGUAUUUCGGAACUAAGUCUAGUUACUAAACCUUCGAUACCAAUGUGCUCUAUGAUCAUGAUAUUUUUGUUUGUGCAUGUGUGUUUUGAUGUUAUGUAUUCAGGUGAAUAUAAUGUUUUUUAUGUUACUCUGAGUACAUGUCAUGAUCAUAGAACACAUUGGUAUCGAAGGUACUAGACUUAGUUCCGAAAUACCACACACUCGAACAGACUUGGCCUCGUAGCUCAAUUGGCAGAGCAUUGGACUAGUAUCCCAAAGGUCGCGGGUUCAAUUCCCACCGUGGUCAGGCUAACUUUCCAGCCUGCCCGGUGUGAAUAUACACUCAGAGUAACAUCAAAAACAUUAUAUUCAUCUGAGUACAUAACAUCAAAACACACACACAAAUAUUUUGAAUGAACUAUUAUACCAUGUACAUAUAUUCGAGAUAAGGGAGCUGAAGCGCGCGAGAGCGAUCCCGCCUCUUGAAAUGCAAGAACUGCAAUUGUCCGAUAUAUAAGUACUGACCAGUUACAGCACUUGAUUUAUUGUUGAUACAUGAUUACAUGAAAACAUCCUAUAAAGCAAAAUUCUCAUUCUUCUUCACAGAAGCAUUCCAUAUUUUGAGUAUACUGAAGUAUCUUUCUUACCAAAAACGUAAGAUGCAAAACUCAAACUGAAUACCUCUUUUUUGUGCGGCAAAUAGCCGAAUACCGACCGUUAUAAUACACAUAAAUUGGGCCCAGUAUGUUUUACAUCUGUUCUACAAUUAUGAGUCUGAAAAUGUUUUGUACUAAUGUUUUGCAGGAAGCAGCAUAUAAAGGAAAUUUUUAUCACAUUCGAAUUGCUCUUCAACCAUUAGAAAAUGAAGAAUCUGAUGUUCCAUAUUACUUAUCAACUUUCAUCAAAGCUGUGAGUUUUUACUGAAUUCUCUUUUUGUUAAUAAAUUCAUUAUUAUAAUUAUGAUAUCGGUGUAUCACACCAUGCAGAGUUUGUCAAGAUAUGGUUUUCUAGAAGCCCUGUAAAUUUCAAAGCUGCAAUAUAGAAGAUUUUUGUUUGAUGUUAAACUGUACCUCACCGAGCACAAAUCCCUUGUCUCAACUUCAUUAAAUAUAAAUAAAUCAUUAUUCAUCGUGGUUACACGUUUCACGUAGCUAUCGAUAGCUAUUGGACAAUUACAUAUUUUCCUACAAGUCCGAUAAGGUUCAUUUCUAUGAAAAUGAAGAAAACUCAAAGACUAGGAGAAAAAGCCUCGAAGAACGCUUUACUUACAUUACUAUCCAAGCACUGUGAUGUUAGCCAACCUUGGUUUUACCCUCAACAUACUGUACAGGGUGUAUAAAAAAAAGGUAAUCGAACUUCAGCGCGCUAUUAUACGUGAAUUACUUGGCGUAUGAACAAUUGAUUUUCAUAUUCGGAAAGAUCAGGCUUUUAGCUAUUGAAUGACAUGCGUUUCAUGACAAGUGGAGAAAAAAUAAGCAUGUACGAGGCCGAUUAAAAAUGUUAGUCAGAAUCGCAUAUUUUCACCUCUGUGCCUAAUUAAAACAAUGCAUAACAAAAGAAAAAGAAAUUAAUCACGAACGUGUCGUAGCUUAGCUAAGAUUUAUUCCGACUUAAUAAUUAUUAUGAAUAUGUGUGCAGUUUAAUGAAGUGAAAUUCAUCAACUUAAGUCCUAAAGGGGGUUCAUUUUCAAUGGUUUUAGACCCAACUCUCAACGAUGAAAAUAUGCGAUUCUGACUAACAUUUUUUAUCGGAUUCGUAUUUGCUCAUUUUUUAUUGGGCAUGGAGAAGAUAUCAUUCAACAGCUAAAAGCAUGAUCUUCCGAAUGUGAAAAAAUCACGUUCAUACGCAGAGUAAUUCAGAUACAAUAGCGCGCUGAAGUUCGAUUACCUUUUUUUUAUACACCCUGUAUAGCAAGCCUCAGGGAAUGAGGGAACAGCACCGUAACUACGUCUGCAAUACCAGCCUAAUUGCGUACUAUGCUUGUCUAGCAUGUAAGUUAUUUUAUUCCGUUUACACACAUACGUUAUGUAUUUUAUAUAUGUAUCCAUACACACAUUAAAUUAUAACCUGCAUAUUUCAGGAAUCAAACUGCACAUCAAACCACGUGAGCCCAUUUUACGAACCCCACGUACAGUAUAUGUCCCCACAUGCACUUUUGAUAUUUUGGCAUGCUGAUUUUAAAAAUACACAUGAUUAAAACGACUAGAUUCAGGGCCAUAAAUUGCGAUUAUUUUAUUUGCAUAUUGGCUUUGUUUUACCCAACAACAACAUACUCGACUUAAGCUUAUAUAUUACACGAUUACUUGGCCCACGUACUGCCCGCCGGCUUGAGCAUGUUUGUGGGGAACGAGGCUGAUAGCAUAUUCAGCACAAAACCUUGACUUAAUUUGCAUCGUUGUUGUUGACAACUGGAAUGUAAUUUGGAGAUGGACUCUAAUAAUGUAUAUCUUAUCUAUAUUUAGUGUUCAUUGGUACAGUCGAAUUUCUCUGAUAUUAUAAAACUGAAUGUCGAUCACACAGGUUAGUGCAGAAUUAUAUAUUAAACUAUAUUUAAAUACUUACAUUGGCCCCGAGAACUCAAAUUGUUGGAGAUUAAUAGUUGAUAUACACAAUAGGUAUAUUAUAUAUUAACAUUUGUUAGAACCCUAUUUAAAUUUGGGUGGGCGUGGACAUUUCCGGUGAAAUGAACACAUGGUUUUGUGUGACUUGAGCGGGCGUGCGAGUUGGCAUGUUUAUUACUAACUAUGGUUUUAUAAAGCGAGAUUUAAAAAAAUAAAAAAAGAAAGAGAUUGUGAAGAGAGAUUGAGAAUUGUCGUAGACUCUUUGGAGGCAAUUUACGACACUUGGCACCUUCCGACGGAAUUUAACUGGAGAAUUUAGCUCGAAGAAGAGCAUGGGAAUCCCGAAUAUCAUUGCAUUAAAAUAACAACUCGACGAGAUUGAAGGCAAGUUACGUAAAACGCCGGAAAACUUAAAACAAACGAUGAAGAAGUCGCUAUUCGACCAAAAGAUCCAAUAACAAAGAUUUUUUGGCUAUAAGCGACCUGAAACAAUUCAUAGAAAAAAUAAAUUUAUCAAAGGUGACUCUGAAGAGAAUAUCGCACCAUGGAGGGAAUCGAUCGAGAAACAUAUGACUUUGGCCAACGAGGAAGUCAAGCAGUUAAACGAGUAUAUUCAGCGCCUUAAAGCAAACGAACGCCGGAAAGAAAGCGCGCUGGAAAACGGAAAUAAACGACUACUAGACGAGGGAAAUUAUGCCAGACAACAAGCUUUCGGGAAACGCGAAAGAGAUAAACAGCUUGCGUUCCAACAGGAUCUUUUCAACCAAAAGUUACAGUAUCAAAAGGAAGUUGAAGCAGGGGAAAAUUCAUCUACAAAGCUGCCAAAGCUUGUAAUUGCACCUUUUAAUGGCUGAUACCACGACUGGUUGCGACUAUGGGGCCAAUUUUCUACGAGUAUCGAUUUGGCCGAUAUUCCUGACGUGAUGAAAUUCUCUUACCUGAAAGAGUUAGUAGAACCCAAGAUACAGACAUGUAUAGAUUGACUGCCCAUCAGGACCGAAGGAUACAAAAAUGCGAAGAAAAUCCUUGAUGACAAAUAUGGAAACACCAGUGAAAUUGUGAAUCCCAAUACAUGUGGAAAAAAUCGUGAAUUUGCCAACGGUAACAUGUACCCGUUCGGAGAAAAUAAACUCCUGCAAAUGUGUGUAACUUGCGACUCUAGAAAUCAAAAGUCGGACGCUAUGGAUUGUUUUGGUCCGCGGUAGAUUUCAUCCCGUUGCGGCCAUCGGUGAUAUGCAGAAGGCCUUUCUGCAAGUCAGAAUCAAGGAAGUAGACCGUGGUGCACUUCGGUUCCAUUGGAAGCCCAACAGUAAAGCUGAGAUAAAAACCAUCAGAUUUACUCUAGCCUUGUUCGGAUUGGCGCCAUCACCCUUUUUGCUCGGAGGAGUAAUCGUGGAAAGAUAGAGUAUUUUUAUGUUGACGAGCUAAAGAAUUAAGAGAUGGUGCAAUAGACCUUGUGCAUAGUGACGUCAAAGGCGUGAUGCGCGCGGGGAAUUCUGGUCUUACUUGUCACAGCGGGAAAACAAUCCAAGAUGGCCACCGCCGUGGGUGAGUGUGCUGCUGUUCUUUGUCGUCUUUGAGAGGCUAUCCACGGGUCGUCAAAGGUUAUGCAGCCCUGAAAAUAACAACAGCAGGCUGAAUAGUUCUGGAUUUCUUUUAUUGUUGGUAAAACAACCAGGAACUUAACAUGUAAAACCGCCAGUUCUUUUACUCGUACUGAACAGCGGACUGUUGCUGUUACUUUCAGGACUGCCAAACCUCUUGAAGACCCGUGCAAGAGUUUUGAAAACAACAUUGCAUAGAAUAGCCUCUAAAAGACCACAAAGAACAGCAGCUCACUCAUCUACGACAAUGGCCAUGUUGGGAACGGUCAAAGUCUUGUAACAGCGAAAUCACGUCUAGCGAAAAGAAAUACCACAAUCCCACCACUGGAACUGACGUCAACACGCAUGGCAACGAAUUUACUUGGCAACGUCAAGAAUGCUUUUUCAGGCAAUGCUAAUGAUACAUUUCUUUAAUUUUUUAUUUUUUUUUUUAUUUUUUCUGCACGUAUAUAUACAGUAAAAUUGUCUGCAACUAAUUGAAAUUAUAACUGUCUAAAUUUAUAUUUCAUGCCCGCCUUUGAUUAGCUAUUGCUAUUUGCGGGUCAUGUUAUUUCUAUCUUAUGUAUUUUAUUUUAUUGAAUAAAAUUGUAUUGUAUUGUAAAUUGUAUUGUAUUGUGCAACUUCUAACAGGCGAAGACGGGAUUGUCAGAGGAGCAAAGUUACGAGCUGGAAAGGGUAGUCUUGAGAGAGCUUACAUCAGGUGUAUCCACUAGAACUGUCGUGCAAUUGUGAGAAACCAAAACCGGCGUUGAAAUCCCAAGUUUGGGCGACUUGAGCGAGUUGGCAUGUUUUAUUACUAACAUGAUUUAUAGGGCGAGAUAUAAUAAAAUAAAAAAGAAAGUGGUUGUGAGGAGAGAUUAAGGAAUUGGAUUAUGUAUAAAUAAGUAAUUGAUCUUAUUGUAACUUCAAUGUGAAGGCCUUUCGUUUGGACGUUUGUAAUUGUAGUUAGUGGAGUCUUCAAAUUGCUUUGUAUUGUUCUGGUAGUUGAAUCCUAGAAGCCUUCGAGAAUAUUUCAAAUACAAUUUCAUGAUAUUAGGAGUUCCAAUCCUGUGUUAUAUUUUCAGGUCAAAUUUUUGCCGUUGGUUUGUCAACAACAACCGCUGACUGCAGUGACAUUCACACUAAACAGGUAGUACACAAAUAGC